GGAUGAUGAGAAGUUGAGAGGUCAGUGUGUAGGAAGCCGGUCGGGUUGGAUCAACCUGGCUGCUGCUAGUGAGGCUGUGAGACAUGCUGAGAGUAGGCAGAGCGGGGCUCCUGCUGAGCCGUGCUCUUUUUAAGAAUUCAUGGAGAUGGCAAGCAAGUUCAGCAUGUGAAAGAGCCUUGCAGUAUAAACCAGGCGAAACUAUUCAUGGAUUUAAAGUGAAUGAGAUUACCCCUGUUCCUGAAUUGUUUUUAACAGCAGUAAAGCUCAGCCAUGAAAGCACAGGAGCAAAAUAUUUACAUGUGGCAAGAGAAGACUCCAAUAAUUUAUUCAGUGUACAGUUUCGGACAACCCCUCUGGACAGCACAGGUGUCCCACACAUACUGGAACACACCGUUUUGUGUGGCUCCCACAAAUAUCCAUGUAGAGACCCUUUCUUCAAAAUGUUAAAUCGAUCAUUAUCCACGUUUAUGAAUGCUUUUACAGCGAGUGAUUAUACCAUGUACCCAUUUUCAACUCAGAAUGCCAAGGACUUCCAGAAUCUCUUGUCUGUGUACUUAGAUGCUGUGUUUUACCCAUGCCUGAGAGAACUGGAUUUUUGGCAAGAAGGAUGGAGAUUAGAACAUGAAAACCCAACUGAUUCUGCAUCACCGUUAAUAUUCAAAGGAAUUGUAUUUAAUGAAAUGAAGGGGGCAUUUACGGAUAACGAGAGAGUUUUUGCAGAGCAACUGCAGAACAAGCUUCUUCCUGACCACACAUACGCUGUUGUGUCUGGAGGCGAGCCAUUACACAUUCCAGACCUCACAUGGGAGCAGCUGAGGCACUUCCACGCCACUCACUAUCACCCGAGUAAUGCCAGGUUCUUUACGUAUGGUAAUCUUCCAUUGGAGCUGCAUUUGAAACAGAUACAUGAAGAUGCCUUGAGCAAGUUUGACUGCACAAACCCACAGACAGCAGUUCCUGCACAACAGCACUGGGAGACACCGAGAGAAUAUCACAUAACAUGUGGUGUGGACACAUUUGCAUCUGAUCCAGCUAAACAGACAAUGGUCUGCAUUAGCUUCCUGCUGUCAGAAAUCACAGAUUCAUUUGAAUCCUUUACAUUAAGCCUUUUGUCAUCUUUACUUGUCGAUGGACCAAAUUCUUCUUUCUAUAAAGCCUUAAUAGAAUCCAAGCUUGGUACAGAUUUCUCUCCUGAUUCAGGGUUUAAUAAUAAUACCAGAGAUACAUACUUCAGCAUUGGAUUGCAAGGAAUAUCUAAAGAUGAUGUUCACAAUGUGAAAGAAAUAGUAGCUAAAACGAUCGAUGAGGUCAUUGCGAAAGGAUUUGAGCCUGAAAGAAUUGAAGCUCUUCUGCACAAACUUGAAAUCCAGAUGAAACACCAGUCUACAGCUUUCGGGCUCUCUCUAGCUUCAUACAUUGCAUCCUGCUGGAAUCAUGAUGGAGACCCUGCUGAUAUGUUGAAAAUUGGAGACAAAAUAACUAGAUUUAGACAGUGCCUAAAAGACAACCCCACAUUCCUUCAAGAAAAAGUCAAGCAGUAUUUUAAGGAUAAUCUGCACAGGGUGACCCUGACUAUGAGUCCUGAUGAAGAAUAUUAUGAGAAGCAAGCUCGACUGGAAAAUGAAAAACUGAUCCAGAAGGUCAAAGCGUUGUCUGAAGAAGAACGAAAACAAGUAUAUGAGAAAGGUUUAGAAUUACUAGAACUACAGAGUAAAGCACAGGACGCUUCGUGUCUUCCUGCACUCAAGGUGUCUGACAUUGAGGCAUCCAUCCCACAUACAGAUCUGGAAUUGGCACAUGCAGGUGAGGUUCCUGUGCAGUACUGUGCACAGCCAACAAAUGGCAUGGUGUAUUUCCGAGCAGUCUCCAGCCUAAACACACUUCCUGAAGAGCUGAAGCCGUAUGUGCCCCUUUUCUGCAGUGUUGUCACCAAGAUGGGUUGUGGUGUUUAUAAUUACCGAGAGCAAUCGCAACAGAUGGAACUGACAACUGGAGGGAUGUCUGUCUGUCCGCACAUCGUACCUGAUGACUCCAAUUUGGACACUUACGAACAGGGUGUGCUCUUUUCAUCACUGUGCCUAGACAGAAAUAUGCCUGACAUGAUGAAUCUGUGGAGUGAAAUAUUUAACAGUCCUCAUUUUGACGAUGAGGAACGGUUACAGGUGUUAGUGCGAAUGAUUGCACAAGAGAUGUCUAAUGGGAUACCGAGUUCUGGACACCUGUACGCCUCAGUACGUGCAAGUAGAACACUGACCCCCGCAGGAGAAGUUCAUGAGCUAUUCCAUGGAAUGGAUCAGGUCAGAAUGAUGAAAAGGAUUGCAGAGAUGUCUGAUUUGAGUCCAUUAUUACGAAAGUUAUCACGUAUUCGGAAGUUCCUACUACUGAGCGACAGCAUGAGGUGUUCAGUAAACGCCACACCCCAGCAGAUGACUGCAGCUUCAAAAGAAGUUGAACUUUUUGUAGCAGGAAUCCAUCGUAGUAAAAAGGAACGCAAAGCGAUACGACCUCAUAUUAUCGAGAAAUCUUUAAAUCCUACUUCAGUUGGGAGUGAACUUGCACAGAAAGGCUCCAGAAAGUUGGUUCAUGACCCAACCUUCAAGCCCUGUCAGAUGAAGACGCACUUUUCCUUACCAUUUCCAGUAAACUAUAUUGGGGAAUGUGUAAGAACUGUCCCUUACAUGCAUGAAGACUAUGCCAGGCUACGCAUACUUGCACGGGUAAUGACCGCUAAGUUCCUUCAUGGAGAAAUUCGGGAAAAAGGAGGAGCUUAUGGGGGAGGUGCUAAAUUGAGCUUUGACGGAGUGUUCACCUUCUACUCGUAUCGUGAUCCAAAUUCAUUGUCAACAUUCUCCACAUUUGAAAAGGCGAUUGAUUGGGCUAAAUUUGGAAAAUUUACCUUAGAAGAUAUAGAUGAGGCAAAGUUGUCUGUCUUUUCAGCAGUGGAUUCUCCUGUUGCCCCUUCUGACAAAGGCAUGAAUUUCUUUAUGAAUGGUAUUAGUGAUGAGAUGCGACAGAAACAUCGACAGCAACUGUUUGCAGUCAGCCGAUCUGAUCUAAUUGAUGUAGCCGGCAGGUAUCUCUCUACUGGUCACUGCACCCAUGGUGCAGCUAUUUUGGGGCCUGAAAAUGCAAGUAUUGCAAAAGAUCCAUCCUGGAUUAUUCGAUGAGAUUAUUCUUCACAAAGAAGAUUGAAUUCCUAUUAAAAUAUUUGAAAUGUAUUAGUCCUUUUAAAGGAUAUCUAUUUAUAAAUGUGUAUCAUGUCAUUAUAGAUAUAUUUUUUAAACUUAACAUAUCUUGUAAUGCCAAACAAAUACAUCUUUCAAAACAGUC
Molecule: messenger RNA, 3330 nt
Organism: Pseudophryne corroboree (corroboree frog)
Lineage: Eukaryota; Metazoa; Chordata; Amphibia; Anura; Myobatrachidae
Gene: PITRM1
Product: pitrilysin metallopeptidase 1
Exons: 27
Coding region: 84-3167 (1027 amino acids)
Biological process (GO): protein processing
Cellular component (GO): mitochondrial matrix
Molecular function (GO): metal ion binding; metalloendopeptidase activity
Source: RefSeq, a predicted model, not a curated record